UUAUACGAGAAUGCUGUAGUGAAUGUUGUAAUAAUUUGCGUUGGCUAAUUUUGUUUAUAUUAGUUGCAAUAGUUGUAGCAGUUCAUAUCGGAUAUGUUGUGGUAUAUGUGUUUCUAGAAGAUCAACCAGAACAUACACCUUCAUCAGAAAAGUGCCGAUCAGGUGAUUGUCAGUUUUGUGAGAAACUUCAGGACAUUGCAGGAAUCUCUAAUGGAAGUGUUGACGCCAAUGGAGUUCACUACCCUCCUGGAACAGUCUGGAUGCACGAAAAUGGUAAUUACGAAGGAUGUCCUUGCAGUUUCAAAACUUGUGUCAGGAAAUGCUGUCCCCGUGGUCAAAAAUUGAUAUCGGAACAGGAAUUAGUCUGCGUUAAUGACACAUUGGAAACAUUUUCUAGAAACUUGAACGAAACUGUCUUUUUCAAAAUCGGUAAAGGUCAAACUUUGGAAGACCUUCACCAGAAGACGAUGACUAAUGAAGAUUUUUUCAUCUCUAGUGAUUUUGGCUGCAAUGAACCUGGACCUUACGGACAUGGAUCUAGAUUUGUACCUAUGGAUGAGAGGACGUAUUUAAUCUCAGAUGGAACUAUUCUGACUGAAUCUCUAGUUUAUAUUGACCUGCCUGGUUACUGUCUAGAAUCUCUAAUAGAGAGUGAUGAAAUUAUUACUGUAAGAUGUGUUCAGAAUACUUUAGUCCAAUAUUCUCUGCAAGACUCACCUUUAACAGCUAUGUUCCUGCUUCUCUUAAUGUUCAUAAGUGUGUUAGCUCUCUUUGUAACAAUUUACAUUUAUGCAGUUCUACCUCAGUUACAAAAUAUCAAUGGUAAACUUUUGAUGUGCCAUAUGGCCUCUUUGGCAAUCUACUUUCUCAGUAUAGUUGUUGCUGAAAUUUGUCCCGAUCUCGGUCAGUUUUGCCUUCAGACCUUCCUCAUUGGUCGUACAACUUGGUUGACAGCAACUUGCUUCGAGCUGUGGCUAGUGUUCAGUCGCCCAUUGCAACACCGCAAACCUCGUCAACAUUUUGAGUGGAAUAAGUUCAUCUACUAUUCUCUCUUCGGGUGGGGAAUCCCAUUGCUCUCUGGAGUUCUGUCUGCUGCCAUUGGAGUCGUACCCUCCCGUUCCGAUUCUUGCCCCAAACCGAGAUUCCAAGAUGACCCUUGUCUGUUCAGUAUUAAGAAUGCGACCUUGAUGUUCUCAACUUUUCCUGUUUACCUCUUGGUUUCCUUGAAUUCCAUAAUGUUCUUUUUCACACUCUUUAAUCUGAAGAAUCACUUUGCCUCCAGAGAACAUCUUUCCACCAACAAAACAGCAGAGAAUUCCCGUGAAAGGUUUUGGCUCUACGUGAAACUCUCGCUGCUCAUGGGCGUGAACUGGGUUCUUAUGGAGAUUUUCUACACGGAAAGCCUUCAGAUCCUUGCGAUACCUGCGUUCUUCUACCUCGUAACAGUUUACCUCUUUUCCCAGGGGAUCAUUGAGUUCAUACUGUUAAUAGUGUGUAACAAACGAAUAUUGAACCUUGUGUGUGAAAAGUGGUGUAUUCAAAGUGUCAAUUUGGAAGCAUUGUUGGCGAAUUCAGGAAGUCAACCGACCCCAGCUACCAGCUCAACUGAAACUCCGCUCUGAAACUCUCUCUUCAGUGAUUUUAUUACACCUGACAUUUAGAAAAUAUGAAUUAACACUAAACCUCUAGGUAGGAAGAA
Molecule: messenger RNA, 1699 nt
Organism: Homalodisca vitripennis (glassy-winged sharpshooter)
Lineage: Eukaryota; Metazoa; Arthropoda; Insecta; Hemiptera; Cicadellidae
Product: probable G-protein coupled receptor Mth-like 4
Exons: 1
Coding region: 261-1622 (453 amino acids)
Biological process (GO): cell surface receptor signaling pathway; G protein-coupled receptor signaling pathway
Cellular component (GO): membrane
Molecular function (GO): G protein-coupled receptor activity
Source: RefSeq, a predicted model, not a curated record